AUGAGAGAUCUCGUGACAGCUUUUCCUGGCCAACCAAAAGUGAGCUUCAGACAUUACGCCGGUUAUGUCACAGUCGAUGAAACCAAUGGGAGGGCUUUGUUUUAUUGGUUCUUCGAGGCUAUGAACAGUCCGAACGUGAAGCCUCUAGUACUAUGGCUUAAUGGAGAGGCCAACGUACUGUUUCUUGAAUCUCCUGCUGGUGUUGGGUUUUCGUAUUCAAAUACAAGUAGUGAUUAUGGAAAACUUGGCGAUGACUUUACAGCGAGAGACACAUACGCUUUUCUCCAGAAGUGGUUCGUGAGAUUCCCAGCUUACAAAGAGAACAAAUUCUUUAUCGCAGGAGAGAGCUAUGCAGGAAAAUACGUGCCUGAGCUUGCAGAGGUUAUUUAUGACAAGAACAAGGCACACAACGUCAACGUGUCACUUCACAUUAACCUUAUUGGCAUUUUGCUUGGAAAUCCAUUGACAUCAUACGCAGAAGAUUGGACAGGAUGGGUGGAUUAUGCAUGGAGCCACGCAGUGAUAUCGGACGAAACGUAUACAAUCAUAAAAAGAAGUUGCAAUUUCAGUAGUGACACUACUUGGGAGGUUAAAGAAUGCAAAGACGGCGUAGACGAAAUACUCAAACAAUACAAAGAGAUUGAUCAAUUCAGCCUCUACACUCCUAUAUGCAUCCACCAUGCAUCAAAGCUUGAUUCUUACGCCAAAUCCAAGACGAUACCAAGGCUUUUCGAUGGAUUUGACCCGUGUUUGGAUGAUUACGCAAGAGUAUUCUACAAUAGAGCUGAUGUUCAGAAGUCUCUUCACGCCACUGAUGGUGUUCAUCUCAAGAACUGGACCAUUUGCAACGGCGAUACUGACGGAAGAGUUCCGGUACUCGCAACAAGGUACUGCAUAAAUAAACUGGCAUUACCAAUCAAGACAACUUGGAGGCCAUGGUACCACGAGAAACAGGUAAGUGGAUGGUUUCAAGAAUACGAAGGUCUAACAUUCGCAACAUUCAAAGGAGCAGGACAUGAUGUGCCUUCCUUCAAACCUAGCGAAUCUCUCGCGUUUUUCUCUGCCUUUCUCAACGGAGUUCCUCCUCCGUCGGCGCGACAGAGUUCGAAGCAAAUUUAA
This is a messenger RNA of Microthlaspi erraticum, 1119 nucleotides long. NCBI's taxonomy places the organism in Eukaryota, Viridiplantae, Streptophyta, Magnoliopsida, Brassicales, Brassicaceae. The record is from the annotation of a GenBank genome assembly.